This is a messenger RNA of Acaulospora morrowiae, 327 nucleotides long. The record is from the annotation of a GenBank genome assembly. NCBI's taxonomy places the organism in Eukaryota, Fungi, Glomeromycota, Glomeromycetes, Diversisporales, Acaulosporaceae.
GGGCACAAAUGUAUCGAUCAAAUCGACUAUCAAUUGUCAAUUCGCAGAUUAAGGCAGAGAAAUCAUACCAGGAUUACACAAUCAGCGAUAAUUCCGCUAUCUGCUUUUCGCGCUGAUAUGGAACGUCAUCUUGUUCUCGUCAAACAUUUACCUCUAUUCUUUAAAACCUUGUCUCAAUACAACAUCAAACGAAAUGCUUUUGAAUCAACUUGCAAACGAACUACAAAUUCAAAUUCUAACAGAAGUUUGGCUUCAAACAAAUAUAGUUUCAGAUAUCUUUACAACUUACGAACGGUCUGUAAAAGAUGGGACUUUUUAUUUCCCGUG